Messenger RNA from Vigna unguiculata (cowpea), 1167 nucleotides. Its product is annotated as myeloid leukemia factor. The record is from RefSeq and is a predicted model, not a curated record. NCBI's taxonomy places the organism in Eukaryota, Viridiplantae, Streptophyta, Magnoliopsida, Fabales, Fabaceae.
UACCAUAUAAAUUGGUCCCUUUAUUACAAAGUUUCAUGUCAUAGGAUUUUCUGGUUCUUCCUUAUUCUUCUCACCCUCAAUUCAAUUCAAAUUGCUUUCCUCAGAGUAAAUUAGAUACAAAAGAUGCAGAAGCGUAGAGAAGUUCGAGAUGAUAUUUUUGAACCAAGAGGGUUUGGAGAUUUUGGUGGGUUUGGAUUUCAAGAAAGAAUGAUGCCAAGUCUUUUUGGAGGCAGGGACCCAUUUGAUGAUCCCUUCUUCAGAGACCCGUUUGAUAGCUUGUUUGGUUCAAAUUCUGCAUCGAGAGCAGUGCAGAAUCCAAACAGAGAAAAAGGAAUAGUUAUAGAAGAGUUAGACUCUGAUGAUGAAGGGGCUGAUAAUUGCCCUCAACAUGGAGACAAAGAUUUUGAUCAGAAAAAAUCUAGAUCAACCGUGGAACCAUCGGUUGAGUAUCCAGAUGAUGAUGAUGUUAGUGAAAGGAAGAACAGUGAUGUAACAUACAAGAAUAACCAUUACAAGACCGAACCCUCGAAGGCUAACAAAUAUUCUUUUCAGAGUAGCAGAGUAACUUAUGGUGGAAUAGAUGGUGCAUAUUAUACUUCUACUAGAACCAGAAGGAUGGGGUCUAAUGGGGUGGUGAUGGAGGAGAACAAAGAAGCUGAUUCAACAACAGGCCAAGCAACACAUAGGAUUAGCAGAGGAAUCCAUGACAAGGGUCAUUCAGUUUUAAGGAAGCUUGACUCAUAUGGUAAGGUUGAUACAACCCAGACACUGCACAAUCUUAAUGAAGAUGAACUUUCAGGAUUUGAAGAAGCAUGGAAAGGAAAUAAUAUGGCACAAUUGCCUGGAUUUGAUGUACAUAUGAGCGGGGAGCAUCACAAUGUUGUAGAUUCCAGCAAUGGGAAGCUGAACAGGAACCACACUUGGCCACUAGCAUAUUUGGAGCCAUCUAAAGGAGAUAGGAAAUUCCCAUCAAAGUAUGAGGCAGGAAACAAUUCAGGGGGAAGAACAAAGAAAGUUAUUAGAAUCAAUAUUGAGUGAAUGUUAGGAUUUGGUAGUGGAGCUUCCCUCUCUGUUUGUAAACACAGAAUUGAGGUGUGCUUUAGUGUCUUCAAGAACAUUGUAACUUUGUUUGGUGUUAAACUUCUCGUGUAAUAUUAAUUUUUACCA